AUGGCCAGAUUCACUCAGACUGAAACAAGAAGGCAGCACCAUCCACAGCAGCCCCAGCCCGCUCACUCCAGCCUGGUUUUCACCGGACCGGGGGCACCACCGACCCAACAACCACUACUACUUAUCCCACAUCAGCACCAGUACCCUCAGAUCACAUUUCCGAAACCCAUGAACGGGUCAGAACCCAUUUCAAUUCAUCCGGAGAGCGGCAACAUGAAAGACCAAGAUGCCAUUAAGCUGUUUAUCGGGCAGAUACCGCGGAACUUGGAGGAAAAAGACCUGAAACCCCUGUUUGAACAGUUUGGGAAAAUCCACGAACUGACAGUUCUCAAGGACCGAUACACCGGCAUGCACAAAGGUUGUGCAUUCCUCACCUACUGCGCCCGAGAGUCAGCCAUCAAAGCCCAGAACGCCCUCCAUGAACAGAAAACACUGCCAGGGAUGACUCGCCCCAUCCAGGUGAAACCGGCUGACAGCGAGAGCCGUGGAGGUAAAGACAGGAAGUUGUUUGUUGGGAUGCUGAACAAACAGCAGACCGAGGAGGAUGUUUACCGCCUCUUCGAACCCUACGGAGUCAUCGAGGAGUGCACGGUCCUAAGAGGUCCUGACGGAAAUAGCAAAGGUUGCGCCUUUGUCAAGUUCUCCACACAUACUGAGGCUCAGUCUGCAAUCAGUGCCCUCCACGGCAGCCAGACCAUGCCAGGUGCCUCAUCCAGCUUGGUGGUCAAGUUUGCCGACACAGACAAGGAGCGCACCAUCAGACGUAUGCAGCAGAUGGUUGGGCAGUUUGGCAUCUUUAACCCAGCCAUCGCCCUUCCCUUCAGCACCUACAGCUCUUACGCACAUGCGCUCAUGCAGCAGCAGGCAGCCAUCAUGGCAGCAAGCCACGGAGGUUACCUCACGCCUAGCGUGGCUUUUCCCGCCACGCAGAUCCACCAGAUGGGGGCGCUCAACAUCAACAGCCUCCCACCCACCCCCAUGACCCCGGUGUCGGGCCUCAGUUCUCCACCAGCCAACAUCACCACCUCCGCCGUGCCCAGCAUCGUCACGCCCAUCGUCAACGGAUUCACCGGCAUCCCUCAUCAGCCCAACGGACACCCUGCUGUGGAGACUGUGUACACCAACGGCCUGCCGCCCUACUCUACCCAGAGCCCCACCGCGGCUGACACCCUCCAGCAAGCCUUCACCGGAGUACAGCAAUACACAGCGAUCUACCCAGCCACCACGCUGACUCCCAUUGGCCAGACACUGCCCCAACCACCCCAGGUCAUCCAGCAGCAGCAGCAGAGAGAAGGUCCAGAGGGUUGCAACCUGUUCAUCUACCACCUGCCACAGGAGUUUGGAGACAAUGAACUCAUGCAGAUGUUUCUGCCCUUCGGCACCGUCAUCUCCUCUAAAGUCUUCAUGGACCGAGCAACCAACCAGAGCAAGUGCUUCGGCUUCGUGAGCUUCGACAACCCUGCAAGUGCACAGGCAGCUAUUCAAGCCAUGAACGGCUUUCAGAUUGGCAUGAAGAGGUUGAAAGUCCAGCUAAAGAGACCGAAGGAUGCCAGCCGCCCUUACUGA
This is a messenger RNA of Chelmon rostratus (copperband butterflyfish), 1566 nucleotides long. It is a transcript of the gene celf5a, whose product is annotated as cugbp, Elav-like family member 5a. Gene Ontology annotation, cellular component: ribonucleoprotein complex; cytoplasm; nucleus. The transcript is spliced from 11 exons. The record is from RefSeq and is a predicted model, not a curated record. Gene Ontology annotation, molecular function: mRNA binding. Bases 1 to 1566 code for a protein of 521 amino acids. NCBI's taxonomy places the organism in Eukaryota, Metazoa, Chordata, Actinopteri, Chaetodontiformes, Chaetodontidae. Gene Ontology annotation, biological process: regulation of alternative mRNA splicing, via spliceosome; mRNA splice site recognition.